AUGCCUGCUGAUAAGUUUUACAAAAUAUUUGCCAGCCAAAUGCACCUACUUCCUAACGUCUCUUCUGACAAAAUACAAGGGGUUGAGCUACAUGAAGGUGAUUGGGAGACUGCCGGUUCAGUCAAGCAUUGGGAUUAUACCUUGGUGAUGUUGGGCCUUUGGUAUGCUCUUGGCCUCGGAAGGGCGUUCGAUCUGCAAGAUAAGAAACGCUCGGUAAGACCUAGGGCACCGAUGUGGUACCGGCCGAAGGCUCUCCGAUGCUUAAGUAAGUAUGGAUUUACUAAGAUUGAACUACAGAUCAAUAGGCAGUAUACCAAUUUCGAUGUGGGACUGUGGACUCCAAUUGUGGGACUGCCACGUGUCCCUAGGGGUGAAGUUGCCCUAAUCGUGCGAUCGGUAGGAACGGUACCGAAGCUAGGUGUCGAAGGCUUCCAUAGCUCCAGUUUGGCCCACGUGUCCGAUGCUUACUGGCUGUUCAUUUUGCUGGGGAUGGGAUGGAUCUGCAUGUGGGGGCAAGGGUUGGGGAUGGAGGGAUUGGGGGUUAGGUUGAGGAAUUUUAGGGGCCCGGGGGGAGCGGGCAAUUGGCGGAUCCACAUAGGCGCAAGGAGGUGCGGUUGCACCUCCCCCUUACUGGAAAAACCUUUGGUGGUGAAAUGGAUUCUGGACUAUGAGAAGGUGAAGGACGAAAUCCCAGCUCCGCAAUAUUAUCAGGACACUCAUCUUGUCAAUGCAUGA
Prunus armeniaca (apricot) is the source of this 735-nucleotide messenger RNA. Lineage: Eukaryota; Viridiplantae; Streptophyta; Magnoliopsida; Rosales; Rosaceae. The record is from the annotation of a GenBank genome assembly.